This is a messenger RNA of Vicugna pacos (alpaca), 4441 nucleotides long. RefSeq names its product flavin containing dimethylaniline monoxygenase 2 (gene FMO2). The record is from RefSeq and is a predicted model, not a curated record. Gene Ontology annotation, molecular function: flavin adenine dinucleotide binding; NADP binding; N,N-dimethylaniline monooxygenase activity. NCBI's taxonomy places the organism in Eukaryota, Metazoa, Chordata, Mammalia, Artiodactyla, Camelidae.
AAUGUUGAAGACGGCCGAGCGAGUAUCUAUCAAUCCGUCAUCACCAACACCAGCAAAGAAAUGUCCUGUUUCAGUGACUCUCCAAUGCCUGAAGACUUUCCAAACUUCUUGCACAAUUCUAAGUUCCUGGAAUAUUUCAGGAUUUUUGCCAAAAAGUUUGAUCUUCUAAAAUAUAUUCAGUUCCAGACAACCAUCCUCAGUGUGAGAAAACACCCGGAUUUCUUAUCCUCUGGCCAAUGGGUGGUUGUUACUGAGAGAAACGGCAAGGAGCAAAGUGCUGUCUUUGAUGCAGUCAUGGUUUACAGUGGCCAUCACAUCGUCCCUAACAUCCCACUGGACUCAUUUCCAGGUAUCCAGAAGUUCAAAGGCCAGUAUUUCCAUAGCCGCCAAUAUAAGCACCCAGAGGGGUUUGAAAGGAAACACAUUUUGGUGAUUGGGAUGGGAAACUCAGCCUCAGAUAUCGCCAUCGAGCUGAGUAAGAAGGCUGCUCAGGUGUUUAUCAGCACCAGACAUGGUUCCUGGAUCUUGCGCCGUAUCUCUGAAGAUGGUUAUCCUUGGGACAUGGUGUAUCACACCCAGUUUAGCUCCAUGCUCAGAAAUGUCCUGCCACGAAAAGUUGUAAAAUGGAUGACAGAACAACAGAUGAAUCGUUGGUUCAACCAUGAAAAUUAUGGCCUUAUUCCACAAAACAAAUACCUUAUGAAAGAACCUGUACUAAAUGAUGAUCUUCCAAGUCGUAUACUCUAUGUAGCCAUCAAGGUGAAAUCAAGAGUGAAAGAGCUCACAGAAACUUCUGCCAUCUUUGAAGAUGGCACAGUGGAGGAGGACAUCAAUGUCAUUGUCUUUGCAACAGGAUAUACUGUCUCUUUUCCCUUCCUUGAAGAUCAUCUUGUUAAAGUAGAGAAUAAUAAGGUCUUGCUGUACAAAUAUAUGUUCCCUCCUCACUUGGAGAAGUCAACCCUUGUAUGCAUUGGUCUCAUCCAGCCCCUAGGUUCCAUUUUCCCAACUGUUGAACUUCAGGCUCGUUGGAUAACAAGAAUUUUCAAAGGCUUGUGUACCUUGCUCUCAGAGAGAACUACGAUGGCAGACAUUAUCAAGAGGAAUGGAAAAAGAAUUGACCUGUUUGGAGAGAGCCAGAGCCAGAUACUGCAGACCAAUUACGUCGACUACUUGGAUGAGCUCGCCUUAGAGAUAGGUGCAAAGCCAGACCUCCUCUCUCUCUUGUUCAAAGAUCCUAAGCUGGCUAUGAAACUCUAUUUUGGGCCCUGCAACUCCUAUCAGUAUCGCCUGGUUGGGCCUGGGCAGUGGAAGGGAGCCAGGAGUGCCACCUUCACCCAGAAACAACAGAUACUGAAGCCUUUAAAGACACGGUCACUGAAAAACUCAUCCACUUUCCUAAUUUCCUUCCUGCUGAAAUUCCUGGGGCUUCUCACUGUUGUGGCUGCCUUUUUUUUUCCAGAUUCAGUGGUUCUAACCUGUCAGCAUAAUGCUUUUGACUUUAUUGUCAGUCAGUACCACUUCAAGAAAAAAAAAAGAAGACUAAAAGAAAAAUUAUUAAAUCUAUAUUCUGAAUGUUAGAGUUGGGAGAAGCAGAGUGAGAGUUAGCAGAAUUAGGUCUAGGUAUAAAACCAAAAUGGUGUCAUGGCAUUUCUUUGUCAUUCCACCCUUCCCUCAAGUUCACCAGAAUCUCUGAAAAGGAUAAUAGUACACUGGCUAAAUAGUACUGCCAAGCUCUGAUGUCAGAGAGUCAUGUGGAAAAACAGUAGAACUACACAGGAUGAAAAGCAGGCCCCAUGGCUUAACUCAUUGGAAAAUUUAAAUUGUGGGCAAAUAUUUAAACUCCUGCACAUUGUUCCUGAUAGUCUUCUAACCCGGACUCUGGUAGCACAGUUCUCAGAUGUUAGGUCGUGCUCCAUUUUUGCUUCAUGGGGAAUCACUCAAAAAUACUGGAGGAAAAAAAUGGCUAGAAAUUAGCCUAGAAAACAAGGGCAAUGCUCAGACAGACUUUUGGGGCCUCACACUGAAAGCUGAGCAAGUAGCCAUCUUUCUUAUACUUGCCUUACAUUUUAACAGAAACACUGCGGUAAAAAUAAAAAGAAACUUGCCAUAACAGCUAUAUUUAGUGCUCAUCACAAACCAGACAAUGUGCACAUCGUAUGUAUUAUUUCAUUUAAUUUUCAUGACAAUUCUGUGAGAUGGGUGCUGCUGUUAUAUACCCAUUUUACAGAUGAUGAAACUGACACUCAGAGCAGCUGGGUCACAUGCCCAGGACCAGACAGCUGGUCUUGUGAUGGAGCUGGGAUUGGAAUCCAGGUUUGCUUGACGCUAGAACUGAAGAUCAUAACCUUGCCCCGUAAUAUACUUAUUUACAAAAACCUCCAUUAUUAAAUGCUUAUUAAGAGCUUAUUUUAUUUAUAAUCACAUAUAUGUUCCUUCUGGAGGAACUUUACAUAGAAAACAGCACUCUUCUUGCAAAUGAGAUCUGAUUAAUAUUAUAUAAAUUAUAUAUAUAUACUUUUAAUAUAUAAUUAUAUAAUAUAAAUUAUAUAAUCCUUGGUUUCUAUUUCAGCUUGAUCUAAAAUUCGUUCAAAGAAAUUUACAAUAAAAAAACACCUAUGCAACAUUUAGGAUAAUCAUUGACAUCUUGGAAAAAAACCAAGCAUCAAAGAGGAAAAAUGUAUCUCCCAAGUAGGUAAAAAGUAUUGUAAUGAUUGGACCUUGUAUUUAGCUCUAACCUUACAAAUAACCAAGGUCAAAAAGCAAAACAGCGUGUACUCUUUGUCAUCUGAUAAAAGAAAGCAUGCCGGUUUGUUAGGAGAGGCAAACAUUUGCUUAGAACUAAAGUCUAAAAAUGUCAAAAGCAAUUCAUUGUCAAUAGGCAUUGAGCAACAUAAUAGAUAAACAUCUGGUUAUAAAACAUACACUACAACUGUUCUUUCCAUGAACCAUGCUUUGGGAGAUAAACUCUGCCAUAAGCCCAGAACAAGACCUUCAAAGAGAGGGAAAAGUCCACAGAUUCAAGAUUUAGACAAAUUUCUCUUCUUACUCCUCCAAAGCCGUUGUGGUCAUUAUUCUUCACUUUGGCCUAGCUUUGUCCCUCAGGUGCCUACAACCUUGUGAUGGUAAUCCCUGUCAGUGGAAACUCUUUAAAGUCCAUUGACAUGACACCGGCAUUUAAAUACAAGAAUUGUUUUUCAUUGUUCUUAUAAGCAGAUUCCUUUGAAAAAAAAAUUGCAGAAGGUAUAGGUACUUUGUUCUUGAUUAAAACCUGAUUACUUUGCUAAUUAUUAAAAAUGACGUGCAAGCUAUUAUAUUAAUAAUAACCACGACAAUAAUAAUUAAUAAUUUAAUUUAAUAAGCAAGGCUUUACAGCAAAAGGAGGUAAACUACCUAUUUGCCCAUUUACCUAUUUCUGUAAAUAAAAUUUUACUGGAUCACCGCCACAUCUAUUCAUUUAUUGUUUGCAGUCACUUUCAAGCUACAAUGGCAGAGUUGAGUAGUUGCAACAGAACAGUAUGGCUUACAAAGCCUAAAAUGUUUACUAUCUGGCCCUUUACAGAAAAUUUGCCAAUCCCUGCUUUGUAAUGUAAAAAGCAUUGUCCUAAUUAUUUUUUAUAAUUUGCCUCAUUCAUCAUUACCACUACCCAGUGAAAUAAUUAUAGUUGUUAUCCUAUUUCUAUAGUGGAAGAGAUUGAGAAUCAUUUGUCAGAUUGAUGCUGAAUUAGUGGGGGAGGAAGAAAAUCAUGCCAUUAGGAUGCAAUUAUUAUUAAAUUUAUAUCCUUGAAAAUUUUAGAAAGAAAAUAAUCAGUAUUCUGGUAUCUUUUUAAAACACAAAUAGAUCAUGCCCAGAGUCUGAGACUGACUGAGGAAGACUCAUUCAAGUCUAUUCCAUUGCUUCCGUACAUCCUGAAACACAAAAUUAUCCUAGACAAACCAUCUAGGAUAGUAUGUUCCACCUGAUGGUCCACAGAGAUAUUCCCUGCAUCAGAAUAUCCAAAGGAGCAUGUAGAAGUGCAGAUUCCUGAAUAAGAAGAAACAAUAAUUCAGACCUGCUGAAUGAGAAUCUCUGCUGGAAUCUAAAGUCUUGAUAAGUUCCCCAGAGGAUUCUUGUGCACAUUAAAUUUAGGAACCAUGGGAUUGAGACCUCUUGAAAAAAAAAAGCUGCUUUCAGAGAUUAGCCCAUGGCUUUUUUCCACUUCUCAGGGACAAAUUCCUCCUUAGGUUCAGCCUUGGUGUUUCUUGCUGUACAGUGUUUCUUCCUCUUGUAAAGGAUUUUAGCUAGUUACCAUUUUCAUGCAAAAUCUCUCCCUGUGAUGGUUCCCUUUUACUAACCUUUUAACUAUCCUUCUCUAGAUGAUUGCUCCUUGAUUUUCUAUUUCAAAAGUGUAAAAUUUGUUCUUUGCAGAAAAAUAUUUUUUCAAAUAAAACUCUUGGACCAGGA